GAAUAUUUACUCGACAGAGGCACAGAUGUUUAAAACACGCCGAGAAUAAGAUAGUCAAACAUGACAGAGACAUUAAAAAAUUCCUGUGUGCUAUCACCCUCGUUUGAAAGUCCAAACCCUGCUAAAGUCCCUCGACUCCAGGCUCCACGCUGGUUGGCUGCCAUGUGGAAGAAGGUCCUAGCAAUUCUUCUUGGUGUUAUAGUUGGAUACUGGCUAAUAGAUGACUUUAAUCCAGAUGUUGUACAAGGGAAACGAGUGCUUAUCACAGGAGCUUCCACAGGUAUCGGUGAGCAGAUGGCAUAUCAUUUUGCACGGAUGGGAGCCAGUGUUAUAGUUACAGCUCGGAGGGAGCAACGUCUACAGGAGGUUAUUGCACGAUGUCGUGAGCUUGGAGGCAAGUCUGCCAUCUUUGAUUACAUCUCUGCUGACAUGUCCAAUCUGACUGACACAGAUCGAGUUAUCAGUGAGGUGAGGACUCGUCUUGGAGGGUUAGAUUAUCUAGUACUGAAUCAUAUUAUCAGUGCCCCUCUAGGGCUCUGGGUUGGUAGUACAGAAAACCUCACACAUCUUGACAAGCUGUUUGAUGUUAACUUCAAGGCAUAUGUUCAUCUGACAUCACAUGCUCUUCCUCUACUUACACAGAGCAAGGGUCAUAUCAUCGUCAUGUCAUCACUAUCAGGAAAAAUAGCCCAACCAUUCACAGUAGCUUACUCGGCUUCCAAAUUUGCUCUGAAUGGGUUCUUUAACGGUUUACGCCAGGAGCUUAAGAUGAAGAAUUGUGAUAUUUCUAUAACACUUUGUGUUAUCGGAUUUGUGGGUACAGAGAAUGCUGUACGAGAGUUGGAAAAUUUUCGUCAAGAUUUUUUACUGAAAAGCGUUCCACCAGAGGAUCCUUCAGAUGCUGCUCUCGCGGUGAUAAAGGGCGGGGCAACGGGUGUUAGGGAACUACAUUUCCCAUACUUUUCUAUGAAGCUUGUGACUCUACUCAGGGACAUUGUUCCACAGACUGUGGAACUGUUUUUUAGACAAGUUUAUCAGUUAAACUCCUAGCAGCUGUGUACUCUUGUGUAAAUGAUGUGUCUUAGUGUUAUUCAACUCUUGUUAACAAAUUGUGAAAAAUUAACAUAAAUCUUUUUUGUUCUUGUACUUACUGUUGAGUUUAUAGUUUUUCCCUUGAAACGAUAUCUAUAUCAUAAUGAUAUUAUCUGGAUGGUACACGAUUUAUCAUGUAACGUUACUGUAUGAACCUUAUAUGUAAUCCAGACACAGAUAGUAUUUCCUGUCGAAGCUUUGUAUAAUUCAGGGCCAGUAAAAUCCAGAUACUGACUGUUGUGGUACUAUUGUUUAUCAAAGCUCUGUUUGAUUCGGAGCCAAUCCAGAUAUCAACUGUUGUGGUACUGUUACUUAUCAAAGCUCUGUUUGAUUCACAGCCAGUCCAGAUAUCGACUGUUGUGGUACUAUUACUUAUCAAAUCUCUGUUUGAUUCGCAGCCAAUCCAGAUAUCGACUGUUGUGGUACUAUUGGUUAUCAAAGCUCUGUUUGAUUCAGAGCCAAUCCAGAUAUCGACUGUUGUGGUACUAUUGGUUAUCAAAGCUCUGUUUGAUUCGGAGCCAAUCCAGAUAUCGACUGUUGUGGUACUAUUACUUAUCAAAGCUCUGCUUGAUUCAGAGCCAGUCCAGAUAUCGACUGUUGUGGUACUAUUGUUUAUCAAAGCUCUGUUUGAUUCGGAGCCAAUCCAGAUAUCGACUGUUGUGGUACUAUUGUUUAUCAAAGCUCUGUUUGAUUCAGAGCCAGUCCAGAUAUCGACUGUUGUGGUACUAUUGUUUAUCAAAGCUCUGUUUGAUUCGGAGCCAGUCCAGAUAUCGACUGUUGUGUUACUAUUGUUUAUCAAAGCUCUGUUUGAUUCAGAGCCAGUCCAGAUAUCGACUGUUGUGGUACUAUUACUUAUCAAAGCUCUGUUUGAUUCGGAGCCAAUCCAGAUACUGGUGGUUUGGUUAUAUCUAUUUUCUAUUUAUUAUUUUCUGUUAGAAAGCAGGAUUAAUUUUCUGUUAGACAAUAGAAUUAAUAUUUUCUGUUAGAGAACAAGAUUUAUUUUCUAUCGAGAAAAUCAUUGUUGUUAUGAUGUUUUUGCUUACUAUUUUUUUUAGUUUAGAAGUUGUUUCAUAGAUUUUUUUAAAUCCAAGACAAUAUUGUUACAAUGGCUGUAUCCCAGAACACAUAAAUACUAUAAACAUGUACCUGGAACUUUGUUUUUACAGUGAUUAUAGUCUAUAUCAUUAAUGUUAGUCCGGUUUUUACAGUGAUUAUAGUCUAUAUCAUUAAUGUUAGUUCGGGUUUUACAGUGAUUAUAGUCUAUAUCAUUAAUGUUAGUUCGGUUUUUACAGUGAUUAUAGUCUAUAUCAUUAAUUUUAGUUCGGUUUACCUGUGUUCUUACCUGUGGUUCUCACCUGUACAUGUAUAAAAAAAACUCAGCCAAAAAAAGGCGUUAAAUUGAACUUUUAGUGCUGUAAAUAAGUUUCUUCUUUGAAGUUAUCAUUAAUGUUAAUCUUUUAAUAUUUGUAACUAAUGUCCUUCAUGUAACUUUGCAGUCGAAAAUAAAAAAUUACAGGUUGAUCCACAAGUAAAAUAUCUCAGGUAAAUGCAGUACUUAUAUGAAACAGACUAUAAUUACCCUCCCUUUGAUGUUUCUACCUAUUGUCCUGGACAUGUGUGCAUUCAGGGAACACCCCGUUACAAUUUAGGCAGUAGCACAAUUUGUCACGUGACAUGUUUGUUUCUGUUUCGGUGUUUCGUUGGUCGAUGAUAUCUAUGUACAGAAGAAAUCAAAAGAUUAAUGUUCACAUAAUUAUUUCCACAUAAUUGUUAUAAAGAUCACUUGAAAAAAAAAUAGAUUUCUACAUAUCUCUUAUAUCUAAUUUUAGAAUUUAUAUUCUAUAAGUUGAUGAUCUUGUCUGUGACAAGUUUUGUUCAGUCUGAUAAUGGAGCUGACUUCUAAUCCAUUAGGCCUGUGAUGAAAAUCUAUAUUUUGUCUACUUCAUAAUUACCUUCUUAUGAAAGAGAACAAACUUUGUAAUCAGAACAUUUCCAAAAAUAUAACUUUUUUUAUGAUUUUGUUGUAUACUAAAUUUUUUAAUUCAAUUUUCAUGUAUUAUACAGUAACAUCAUUAAAUGCCCUAGUUAUGUCCCCUUGGUGAGAUCUCUAAAGAUGUUUAUGAUUUUGUGAGGUGUAUUACCCCAGAGUGUUCUUGAUUAAUUUCCUUUUUACCUCAGCUGUCUUGAAAUCGGACAUUUAAUUCAAAGUUUCUUCAAAGAGCAUAUCACAAUAUUUAGAUAGAGACAUCCCUACCCAAAAAUCUAGAUAGGGACAUCCCCCUGGGAACCAGUCAACUCAAAAAUCUAGAUAGAGACAUCCCCCUGGGAACCAGUCAACCCAAAAAUCUAGAUAGAGACAUCCCCCUGGCAACCAGUCACCAGGCCCAAAAUGAUAGACUGGAACUGUUUGAAUUAGAUUCUCAUGCCAUAGUAUCUAGAUCCUGAGGAGAGUGAUUAAUCACAUCAUCACUAAAACAUAUAGGACCGCAUGUUUGAAACAUCAAAAUGGGGCUUGACUUAUAAUAUGGCAUAUUGAAUCUGUGCUUGAUAUAUUAUUUACAAUAUCUUGGCUUACACAGCAGACAGGAUGGAAAAAGGCACCUUAUUUUAGUACAUCAAGUAGGUUUCUAUUGAAGAGGAGUUCCAAAUGGUCUGAAGAGGAGUUCCAAAUGAUAUGAUAUGAUAUGAUAGAUAAUGGACGCAGGCAUUCUUAUACCUCUAUAUCGUUAAAUUAUAAAAAGACAUAUAUAAUUAAUGGUCACUUCCAGUAAAGGAUUUGACACUAGCAAGAUGGUUAAAUUUUAGUUCUAAGUAUUCCCUCAUCUUUAGGAAAUCAUGUUAUUGGCAGCUUUGUUCUCACAUUUAAUCUGUAUACUUUGUAUUAAAAGGCUGUGAGUAAGAGAGAAAACUUUUUAGCUGAGGGAGACAUUUUUGUAACUUCAAGAGAUAAUUCCACAGUUACAGGAUGAAUCAGUCCUACCAGGUGACUUGAGUCUGUGAGUUCAUGUAUCAGACAGGUAGGAGGGCAGAAAAAGUCUUAUCAACAGCUUUAUAGGUCGUCUAAAACACCAACUAGAUAAUGUGGUUUUAAAGAAUUAAAAAUUUGACUGUGUUUAACGCAGCUUUCUAUAAUUUUUUUCCCUUAUUCCUUCAUUUGUAAUUGUUUACUUUGAUAUGGCUAUACAUUUUACGUACGGGGUUACAGAUGAGGGUAAAGCAAUGAAGGUCACUGAAUGAUUGUCGUUAUGUAUACACAGGGAUUUGUUUUAUCUUAUUCAAGCAAUACUCAUUUUAUUUAGUCCAUGAUGUUCAUACAAGUUUUCAAUUUUUUAAAUGUGAAUGAAACAGUAGUAAUUUAUUCAUUUUGUAUUGUCAUUAUAAUGAUUAAAAAUGUUGAAUAUCAAA
Messenger RNA from Ylistrum balloti, 4497 nucleotides. Its product is annotated as hydroxysteroid 11-beta-dehydrogenase 1-like protein. Gene Ontology annotation, molecular function: oxidoreductase activity. The record is from RefSeq and is a predicted model, not a curated record. The transcript has 8 exons. Bases 61 to 1050 code for a protein of 329 amino acids. Gene Ontology annotation, cellular component: intracellular membrane-bounded organelle. Lineage: Eukaryota; Metazoa; Mollusca; Bivalvia; Pectinida; Pectinidae.